Molecule: messenger RNA, 1935 nt
Organism: Ustilaginoidea virens
Lineage: Eukaryota; Fungi; Ascomycota; Sordariomycetes; Hypocreales; Clavicipitaceae
Exons: 3
Coding region: 1-1935 (644 amino acids)
Biological process (GO): cellular response to gamma radiation; cellular response to X-ray; telomere maintenance
Cellular component (GO): nucleus; Ku70:Ku80 complex
Molecular function (GO): double-stranded DNA binding; damaged DNA binding; DNA helicase activity
Source: RefSeq, a predicted model, not a curated record
AUGACAGGAAAUGGUCAAAAUUGGAAGCGUGAGGAAGAAGAUGAAGACGAUCAGGAGAUUGACGAAGCAAGCUACAAGGCCCAAAAGGAUGCCAUUCUGAUGGCAAUUGAGGUCAGCGAGUCCAUGAUUGAGCCCCCGCCGCCGUCGGACUCAAAGAAGGCCGAUCGAAACAGUCCGCUCGAGGCAGCUCUCAAAUGCGCCUACCACUUGAUGGAGCAACGCAUCAUCUCCAACCCCAAGGACAUGAUGGGCAUCUUGCUGUUUGGAACGCAAAAGACAAAGUUCCACAGUGAAGAAAGCGGCCGUGGUGGUCUGGGCUACCCCAACUGCUAUCUGCUCACAGAUCUUGAUGUUCCGGCUGCCGAUGACGUAAAGGUGCUGAAAGCUCUUGUGGAGGAUGGUGAGGACGACGACGACGUUCUAAGACCAUCAACGCAGCCGGCAAUCAUGUCCAACGUACUGUUCUGCGCCAACCAGAUUUUUACGACAAAGGCCGCUAAUUUUGGAAGUCGUCGCCUGUUCAUCAUCACCGAUAACGACAAUCCCCACCCUACAGACAAGGCAGCCAUGUCGGCAGCUGCGGUUCGAGCCAAGGACCUUUAUGACCUUGGGGUAGCCAUCGAGCUCUUUCCAAUCACUCGAGGUGAUUCAAAGUUUGAUUUGACAAAAUUCUACGAUGAUAUCGUGUACCGAGAUCCAGCCACGGAAGCCAAUAACCCGGCGAUUUCCAUUUCCAAGUCGGGCGAUGGAUUGUCUUUACUCAGUUCGCUGAUCUCCAACAUCAACUCGAAACAGACGCCCAAACGGGCCUUGUUCUCCAACGUGCCAUUUGAGAUUGCCCCUGGGCUGCGAAUAUCUGUCAAGGGCUACAACAUCUUUCAACGGCAGACGCCGGCGAGAACGUGUUACAUCUGGCUCGACGGCGAAAAGCCUCAAAUAGCUACGGGUGAAACGACCAGGCUUGCCGAGGACAGUGCCAGGACUGUCGAGAAGGGCGAGAUGAAGAAGGCUUACAAGUUUGGCGGUGAAUACGUCUAUUUCUCGCCGGAAGAACAGCAAUCUCUGAGGGACUUUGGAUCACCUGUUAUUCGAAUUAUUGGCUUCAAGCCUCGAAAGUCACUGCCCAUGUGGGCCAGUGUCAAGAAGUCCGCCUUCAUAUUCCCCAGCGAAGAGGAUUACGUCGGCUCCACCCGUGUCUUUGCGGCGCUCUGGAAGAAGCUGCUCAAGGACGACAAAGUGGGCAUUUCAUGGUGCGUCGUGCGCGCGAAUGCGCAACCGAUGCUGGCCGCCAUAAUCCCGUCUCGGGAGCGGUCUGAUGAAGAAUCCGGGACUCCAUUUCUACCUACUGGGCUGUGGAUUUAUCCCUUGCCCUUUGCGGAUGAUUUGAGAGAAAUCACGAUGCCGGUCAACGUGGCGCGAAGCUCCGACGACCUCAAGACGAAGAUGCGAACAGUUGUUCAGCAACUACAGUUACCCAAAGCCAUGUACCAGCCAACGAAAUACCCAAAUCCUGCGCUGCAGUGGCAUUAUCAAAUCCUGAAAGCGCUGGCCCUCGAGGAGGAAGUACCGGAGGAAGCAGACGACGCGACCGAGCCCAGGUAUAAAGCUAUCAGCAAGCGCGCGGGUGGAUACCUAGAAGAAUGGUCUGGCAAGCUCGGAGAGGACUUGGGGCCUAUGCUUGUAGCAAAACUGAAGCGAGAGGCGGACGAUGAUGGCUCAGAUCGCCCCACGAAGCAGAGGCGCGGGGCCUCUGAAAGGACCAAUCCUUCGUCCAUGUCAUUGAAGGAACUGAGGGAGGCCCUAGAGAGCGGGCAAAUCACGAAGAUGACGGUCGCUCAAUUACGGGAUGUAGCUGGGUCCAAGGGCAUCAAUACGGCAGGAAAGAAGGCGCAAAUUGUCGAGAGGAUUGAGCAAUGGGUAGACGAGAACGCGUGA